GUCGCGUCGGCCAUCAUCACCGCCAGCUAAGUGAGUUAUGGAGUCCUCUCUCCACAAACGGGAAGAAGAACGAAGAGAUCAAGCCGAUAUCAGAAAGCAGAUUACAGUGCUACAGGCCCAGCUCAAGGACUUACCAGAAGACCAACCUUCACCUUGUCGUUCGCCAAAAAGAAAGAAGAAAGAACCAGUUUUACUUGCUCCUGCUACACCUUCUCCCAGAAAACGAAGAAAGACUAAGCAUCUGGAGCAAUCGAGAUCAACAUCGUCGAUCCGCCCCCACCAUUCCAGAGCUACUCUUGAACCGCUCAACCAAGAACCAGAGCACGAUGCUCCAGCGUUUCAAAAACCCAAACCAUCAAACUUCCUCUCCAAGCUUGCCGACUUCCGUAGUCAGGAAGAAGAAGAAGAGGCGACCAACACCGGUCGAAGUUCAAGAACAACCGCAUUCACAGAUAAAACACGCCCUCAUCCCAUCCCUAGUUCAUCCUCCUCGAUUCAACGUGAUGAUCGGCUGGCUCUCGUAGCAAAUAUGGAACCCGGACCGAUUAAACACACUCCCUCAUUUGAUGAUCCCCUGUUUGAGAAGAUUGAACCAAAUUCUGGGAUCAGACUAUCUUCACGAGCUCUCAGUCAUGAAGAUUUACAAGACCAUCUGCGUGGGCGGUACUACCUUUCUCCCUCACUGCUCUACUCUUGUAUCCGUUUGCUACCCGAUAAGCAGGGAUACGAUGUUCCUGUUCCAGGAGACUGGGUAACCAUUGCAGUCGUUGCAGAACGAGGACCAUUGAAGUAUACCAGUGCUCCCGUCGAAGUUCGCAAGGACGAUGACGAAGCUGCGAAACAGAAACGAAAGCCAAGUGAUGGAAAGGAAACAAGUAAAGGCAAGAAGUACAUUAACUUCAAGCUCAUCGAUUUUGGGUCCCGCUCUAGUGGUUCAGCAUCCGGUGGCAAAUCAGUCAUUAGGGGGGACGCUUUUCUAACGCUCCUGCUGUUCGAGGCGGAUAGCUAUGAUCUAGUAAGUCAUGAAGGUUCGAAGCGUCCGGAGAAGAUAUACAAGGGCGGGAGUCGGGGAGCUUUCGAGGCCAUGACAAAGUUGAAGGAAGGAGAUGUUGUCGCGCUACUCAACCCAAGAGUCCUCAAGCCAUUCCAGCGCCGACAUGACGACCCACAUCCUGUACACAACAUUCUCGCCAUAACCCCGGAAUCGACUACAUCCAUAACUACAAUAGGCAGAUCGAAGGACCUCGGAAUGUGUACGGCCGUCAAACGAGACGGCAAGGUCUGUGGUUCGUGGUGCGACAAAAGAGUCGGCAAUGUCUGCGACUAUCAUCUACAGACUGCCAUUGAUAGUCGACGAGCAUCGAGGCCUGAGUUCUCUGGAGGGACUUCGGGACUCAGCAAAGCCAAAAGGAAGUCUGACUACGAUCCACGCCGGCAAUGGGGAUUGCAACCAACGAAUCAAUCCAGUGAUUCAGAUGCAACAUACGUCUUCUCCGGUCACAUUGCGGGAGGCGAUCCAUUCUUCGCAGAUACGUUUGGUCGGGAUGGACAAACAAGAGCACAAAAGAAGAUGGCCAAUAGGGAGUCUGAAAAAGUGUUACAAAAGCUAUUAGAAAGAGAUAAGGUUGGAAUGCAGGGUAUCAUGAAGACCAGACAAAUGAUGAAAGACACGAAAAAUCUUGGUGAAGGUGGGGGAGAGAAAGGAUUGGAGGGACAAGAAGGGGCCUCUGCGAUUCUAGACGGAAAUCAUCCUCAGUCGAAACGGAGAUCCAGAGCGACUUUCCAACUUGUAAAGAUGACGGGAUUUGACCCCACGACGACAAGGCACGGAGAGGCACGUCCGAGGAGUGAAGAUGUGCAGAAAAAGAUGGAUGAGCUGGCUGCUCUGCAUCGUUCUCGCAAAAACAUGGUACCUGGGCCACGUACAGCCAAACGAUCUCGUUCUGCGGUCAUUCCACCUCCUGCCAGAGACAGCCUGCGGGAACCACAAAGUGUUACGACGGGCAUCGGUGAAGGGCUUAUUGAUUUAGACUCGGAUUAA
This is a messenger RNA of Marasmius oreades (fairy-ring Marasmius), 2041 nucleotides long. RefSeq lists its product as uncharacterized. Gene Ontology annotation, molecular function: single-stranded DNA binding; DNA replication origin binding. NCBI's taxonomy places the organism in Eukaryota, Fungi, Basidiomycota, Agaricomycetes, Agaricales, Marasmiaceae. The transcript is spliced from 6 exons. Gene Ontology annotation, biological process: DNA replication initiation; DNA replication. Gene Ontology annotation, cellular component: replication fork protection complex; nucleus. Bases 38 to 2041 code for a protein of 667 amino acids. The record is from RefSeq and is a predicted model, not a curated record.